Molecule: messenger RNA, 1137 nt
Organism: Fusarium vanettenii 77-13-4
Lineage: Eukaryota; Fungi; Ascomycota; Sordariomycetes; Hypocreales; Nectriaceae
Exons: 6
Coding region: 1-1137 (378 amino acids)
Source: RefSeq, a predicted model, not a curated record
AUGGGCAUCGAAGAGCAGUUCGUCCUCCUCUCCAUCGGCCUAAUCACCAUCGGCGUCCGAGUCGGUGUGCGAUGGCGCCAAGUUGGACCGGCCGCAUGGCAGCUCGAUGAUUACCUGAUGCCCUUUACUGGGCUCGUCUUCACGGCAGAGACGGUAGCGGCCUAUCUUGUCGGCGCCAAAUUUCAAGGCCUCACCAAUAGCUACAUGACGGACGGCGAGAGAGCCAGCAUCGAUGUAGACUCCAAGGAACACUACAAUCGCGUCUGGGGCUCCAAGAUCCAGGUUAUCGGCUGGUCGUUUUACGCCUGCAUCCUCUGGUGCCUCAAAUUCUGCGUCACUGCCUUUUACGGCCGACUCACAUCUGGUCUCGCUCACCUCAAGACCCGUGUGAAGCUCGCAUACGUUAUACUCGCAGUCACCUACGCCGCCGUCGCUCUCACGAUCCUCCUCUCAUGUCAACCAUUCCACCACUUCUGGCAGGUCACUCCAGACCCGGGGACUCUAUGCAGACCGACAAACUCGCCCGCUUACGUUUUGGUUGUGGUUAUCCCCAACAUCUUGACUGACGUCUAUCUGCUCUCGAUCCCAUUACCUCUUCUCUGGGGUGUGAAUAUCAGCUUGCGACGCAGACUCACUCUUAUGCUUUUAUUCAGCGGUGCUCUAUUCAUCAUGAUGGCUGGCACAAUCCGAGCAGUGACCAUUCUCUCAUCGGGUCCUGAAGGAGCUGUGUCGGGCAGCGCUUGGGCAUGUCGAGAAACCUUUGUCGCCAUCAUCGUAACGAACUUGCCGAUCAUCCAACCCCUGAUCCGAAAGGGCGCCAGCAUGAUUGGUCUGAGCGUUCUUUUCAGUCGACAGACAAAGUCCAACGGCGAGAGCCACCAACUCCGAAGCAGCGAGAUGGGCGGAAGUCGAUUCGGUACCCGAAAGACGCAAAACCGAACACAUCCACUAUCUGUUCCUCAACCUACGGCUUGGGGCAGCGACGAGCACAUCUUGCCCGAAGAUAGCGAUGGCAGGUCUACCAACAAGGAUGGAAACGGUGGUAUCAUUAUUGCGCAAGAGAUCAGCAUCCAGUCGGAGGCCGCGUCCGCAGUGGAGGCAAGGGAUGCCUCGGCUAGAACGCCCCAGCAGUAUUAA